This is a messenger RNA of Oikopleura dioica, 258 nucleotides long. NCBI's taxonomy places the organism in Eukaryota, Metazoa, Chordata, Appendicularia, Copelata, Oikopleuridae. The record is from the annotation of a GenBank genome assembly.
AUGGCAUGGAGACAAAUUGCCACUGCAUACAGAAAGUGGAUCCUCCGAUAUAUGGCCGAGUGUCGCGGCCAGAUAAAUCACCAAUUGCACACAAGAAGAUUGAUCAAGGUCGCAUCCAAGAUCAACAAGCUCACUUUCGAAGUAAACGGUGUCAAGCCAAUUGAUUUCACCAGAGCUGUGUGGCGAAAUGUCGGGUAUGAAGUUACUGACGCUCCAGAAGAAACAACAACUCCCACUUGGACAACAAAUUCGACUUAA